CGAAUAGGGUUAAGAGAAUCACAGUGUCACUAUGCUGUGUUAUAAUAUAAAUGCUUUUAUGGGGCUUUUAUUCCCUGGUCUCAUUAUGUUUUGUAUUUUGAUAAAUCCACAAUUAGCUACACAGGAUACUGCAGUUGCAAUCCAGCAAUUUUUAAAUGUUUACAACUAUUAUUAAAGUGUGGCAACAAAUUUGUUAAAAUUUAUAUUAUUUAUAUGCCAUGCAUUUUGCAGUACUUAGGCGCAUAUUGUGCCACCCUAGCCUUGUGGUUGUAACUCUUGUACUUUUUGCGGGAGAACAAGGUUUGAUUCCCCUGGGUGGUGAUUUAAUAUGGGUGAGUGUAUGUUGCCACUCAGAUUACCCUCAUCAAUGUGAGGAAAAUGAGGGAGAUGGUAUACUGUGUGUGUCAUUGGAUGUUGAAAGGAGUUAUCUGGUAAAGCUAAUUGAGUCUGCGUAGCUUAAAGUGACCAUUGAAUACUCUAGACUUCCCAUCCAAACCAUGGCCCCUUCUGAAAAUAAUAGACAGGGUAUAUCCCUCAAUAUUUGUAAAGCUAGCCCUGAAAAAUAUGCACAAGAGCAUAUGUAAACACACACAAUCCACAAUGCUAUCUUGAUCUUCCCCAUUUAGGAAAAAAAAUGUGUUAGCAUGAUUAUCCUUUUAAAGUUGCGAUAGUCACAAUUGUUACCAAUGUUCAUGAUCGUUCAUGAUGUGUAUCAUGCAUUCGAAUGAUACAUAAUGGUGUGUUUACAAGAAAAAUUUUUGUUUAUUCCCUUUACUCUUUGUAAUUAUUUAGAUUGUUAAGAAUGUCUACAAAGUUUUUUACUUUUUUAAUAUGUUGCUUGCAACUUGUAGAAUCUAAAAUUACAUUAAAGAUUUUUAAAACGAAAAUUAGUAUUUUUUCUUGUUGUUGAGACAAGUGGGGAACGUUUUAACAUGUUUUAGCAUCUGAACUAGCAAUUCUCUGAUAGCCGAAAGAAAGGAUUUCUCUCUAUCAUAACUUUCUUGUCUCUGUUGGCCGAAAGAAACUUAAAUUUUUGCAAAGAAAAGUCUUCAAAUAUAUACUUGUUUUAAAUGUUUUCAAAUAAAUAACAGCAAUGUUUUCUUUUCUUAUAGUCCUGUUUUGAUGCUUUUUAAACUUUCGACAGCAAUACUUUGGCUUUCUACAAUUCCAUUCCAUCGAGGGUUUUUAAAAGUUGUAUGGGAUGUUUUUGCUUUUUACGAUUUUGUUUUAAUGGUUUUUAAAGGAUCUAUAGUCAUGCUUUCGCUUUCCACAACCCUGCUUGCUUUUUCAACAAUCUAAAACAGCAAUUUAAUAAUAGACCAUUGUUAUUCAGAAAUAUGAAUAAAUCAUUGUGAGAUGGUCUUGGAAAUACUUUCAGUGCAUAGUUUGAGAAUUCAUAAACAAAAGCAAUUAAGAAUAUAAAAAUAUCUUAACUAUUAUCAGAAAACGAUCUAAAUACAUUGUUUAUUAUGUCACUGUUGCAAAAAAAAUCUAUUUUACUUAUGCGAGUUACAGUUAUACAUAACUGUAACUUGAUUAAGUAAUCAUGCAAACUAAAAAGACUGAAAAGACUAACAUGAGGAGUUUUAAAUAUAAGAUAGACAAUUGCUGUAAGACAAAAAUUUUCGCUAUGAUUGAAUAUCAGUUAGACAAACAUUACACUUAACCACAGAUUGUUUAACAAACAUUAAAAUGGGGUUGUGGAAUUUCAAAAACAUUGUCACAGGUUGCUUAAAAGCCAUCAUUAUGGAAUCAUAGAAUGCGAAAACAUCACUGCAAAUUGUUUAAAAACAGCAAAACAAGAUUAUAGAAUGCAAUAACAUUGCCCUAUAGAUUGUUUAAAAUUCAUUAGAACAGGUCAGGAUUCAUUUUGAAAAUAUUAGCUUGUUUAAUUGAUCCAUACAUUAUAUAUGUGCAAAAAAAUUUUACCAAAACUUUUCGGACAAAGUAGUCACAAAGCUUACCUUCCACUUUAAACCAAGUUGAUUUUAUUUGAAAGAGGUUGAGUGAGGUGUUGUAUUUAACAUUUUUAUCAAGGCAUCAUAUUUAUUGAUUUGACAACAGCAAUUAUUUGUUUUAGUGCUACUACUACUGGGCUUUUGCGUUUAUUUGUCUUUUUGAGGGGGUAAAUGUUUAUAAUAUCUGCAUAAUUUAAGUAAUGAACAGAAAAUAUUGUGCGACGACUGAAAAUUGGCUGGAAAAUGUUUGCAGAAACAAAUUUCUUAUUUCAUCUUGUGCAUGCAUGACAAUAAUACUAUACAUCUGUCAUGUUGUCUCUUGUCUUGGUUAUAGCUUACACUUAUGUUUGUGGUAUAAUGUUUUUUAGACUCUUUACCUAUAUAUCCCAACGUUUUGUACAAGCAUAUUUUGAUAUUAUAAUCCUAUAUUUUCAGUACAAACCUGAUCUACUGGUGCAUAUUUAGGCAGCAUUUAAGUCAGACCCAGAGUAAAAGUUGGGCAUUAUUACUUUCCAUAUAUCACUAAAAAACUUGACCUGCAUUCAUGUUUCACCUCGAGUUGACUUUGGCAUUAGCCUGUAAAGGACUGACUCCUACAUUCACAACCUUUGUCUUGUGACAAAAAUCACUUCGAAAGAAUUGUUUACAUGAAAAUCUUGCAGCAGUUUAAAAUUCUCUUCCGUCAAUAUGAUCAAAGUAAACCUCCACCCAAAGUGAGUUUCACUUCGCUUUACAAACAAACUCAUGUUGACGAAAAUAAAGCAUUUCUAACUUAAACUGGUUUGAGUUAACUUUAGGUUUUAUGUAAACAGUUAGAAAUCUAUUUUGCAAUAAUUAUUGUCACAAUAUAUUGCUUGAUUUCGUUAAAAAGUAAAAUUUCAUAUAUAUAAUAGUAAGGCAUAUUCAGGCCUAUCAAUCAGAAAAUAACACCAGAGCAAUAAAUCGCUCCACCAAGGUUACAAUAAUGUAAACUGGGCAAGCAAUCUGAAUAAAUAGAAUAAGCUUAUAAACACCUAUUUUAUCACAAAGUCUUUUUUAUCUGUUUUAUUUUUUUUAUAUAUAUAUAUAUAUAUCUUGGUUCUUUUUUAUUGUAAAUAAUAAGAAGGGAACAUUGAUUUCCAUGUGAGAUGAAUUGAUAUUGCUCAUCCAGAAAAACUUUUUUUAGAAUUGGGGGAGCAAAUAAUUGCUCAGCUAGUUCCUUAUUUCUCUGAAUUGGGCUAGCCUUUGCGUGAGCAAGAGCAUUCCUCUCCCCUUAUUGAUAGGUCUGCAUAUUUUGUCUUCUCUGUGUCAGUACAAUCAAUAAACUGUUCCUUCUUCGCGUCUGGUAUAUAAUGUCAAAGCUUGUAUCAUAUUCUGACAGUGGCAGUGAAGACAGUGGGAGUGCAACUGAAUCAGAUGAUACAAUAAAGCCUUGUAAUAGAUCACGAAAAAGAAAGCAAGAUAGCAAAUAUGGUGGGAAUAAACAGAAAUUGCCACUUCCACCAAACUUGUUUGAGAAAGAAGUAAAUUUAACAGAUAAUAAACAAAAAUUGAUAAAGCACAAUGGAAGAAUUCGUUCAUUUGAUCAUUUUGAAGGAAAUUGGGCAACAUACAUCUAUAUACCACUUCAAAGCACAACUUCAUUUACAAACUUUUAUGAAAGCAUAGCUGAGGUCCUUACUGCUGGUUACAAGAAAGAUAUUCAUCUUUUUCCAAUUUCUGAUUGUCAUAUUAGUUGCUCCAGAACAGUUUCGUUACGUCACUACUGGAUCGAACCAAUUUUUAAAGAACUUCAACAGAAAUUUUUAAACAAAAUGUCAUAUACGUAUGGACUGCAAAAAAUACAAGUUUACGUGAAUGAUGAGAAAACUCGGACAUUUAUUGGUGUUGAAGUUAUACAAGGCGUUCAAGAUUUCAAAAAUAUAACCACCAAAGUUGAUUCCAUAUACUCUGAUUACAAAUUAGAAAAGUACUACGACCCACCAUCAUUUCAUACUAGUAUCGCAUGGGUGUUGGGUGACAAAAAAGAUGAAAUUGAAAAUUAUUUGCACAAUCAAACUUUUGCUGAGGAAAUUCACUACAUGUCUGCUGAGAAGAUUUGUAUGAGAUCAGGAAAUAGAACAUACCAAGUUUGCUUUGUUUAAAUAAUUUUUAUUCCAUAUGAUAUUUAACUAAACUUAAAAUUUACUUAGAUGACAAAUUAUUUAAAA
Molecule: messenger RNA, 4147 nt
Organism: Hydractinia symbiolongicarpus
Lineage: Eukaryota; Metazoa; Cnidaria; Hydrozoa; Anthoathecata; Hydractiniidae
Product: U6 snRNA phosphodiesterase 1-like
Exons: 1
Coding region: 3290-4081 (263 amino acids)
Biological process (GO): U6 snRNA 3'-end processing
Cellular component (GO): nucleus
Molecular function (GO): 3'-5'-RNA exonuclease activity
Source: RefSeq, a predicted model, not a curated record